Molecule: messenger RNA, 3697 nt
Organism: Zeugodacus cucurbitae (melon fly)
Lineage: Eukaryota; Metazoa; Arthropoda; Insecta; Diptera; Tephritidae
Gene: conv
Product: chaoptin
Exons: 14
Coding region: 220-3507 (1095 amino acids)
Molecular function (GO): protein binding
Source: RefSeq, a predicted model, not a curated record
GUAAGUAAUUUGAAAAUGUCAUGCCAAUAGAGUCCAAUUUAAUAAUAUUGAAUUCUCUACGGUCCAAAUGAUAGAAUGAGGUGUUUUAGCAAAAUUCGGAGGAAUUGUCAAUAUUUUUUGUAGACUUUUACGCAUAAACGAAAGACUUAAGCAACGAACUAUAUCCGUGUUCAUGUCAAUGUCGAAUUUUCUCUUCAACAAACCUGUUUGAAUAUAAAUAUGACUAAGUUGUUACUUGGUUGUACUUUCCUUUUGUGUUUAUGUGCAACAGUGAAGUCAGAAUAUGCAUUUAAUGAGCCCAAGUAUAAGUGCCCAGCAAAGCCGAAAGUCAUCUACCCAUGUACCUGUUGGAAGAACUCUGAUGCAGGCAUCUAUGUGCGAUGUGAAAACACGAACUUAGCAACACUCUCCAUUGCGCUUGAAAACCUUGGAGCACUGGGCACUCCAGUGGAGCAGUUGGAAAUUUUGAAGGGGCAUUUCGUACGUUUAUAUGGGCCAGUAUUUUCGAAAGUGAGAACUAGGUUACUGACCAUAUCUGAUACGCCGAUAGUAACCAUUGAGGAUUACCCAUUCUUCGGUGUAAACAAAACCAUAGAGGAGCUGCGCUUACUCAACACCAAUUUAACAACGUUUACACCACUAUCUUUUGGGAUAUUAGGAAAUGUCAAAGAACUCGUAAUUGAUGGACAUUCCUUGCAAAGUAUCAGGAAAGAUGCUUUCGAUGGCCAAGUCAUUGGGAGCAAGCUAGAAGUCUUAAGAAUUAUCAACGGCCAGUUAAACGAUGUUUCAAUUGAAACUUUUCAGCCUCUGCGAAAACUCAGGAUUCUUGAUUUACAUGGCAACCGCUUAGAGAAUCUCAAAAAAAAUCAAUUCAAGAAUCUAAGGACGGUGGAGAUCUUAGAUAUUAGUUUCAAUAACCUUAAAAAGCUUGAGGCACAGCAUAUCGCAGAUUUAACCAAGUUGGGUUGGUGCAAUGCCUCUCAUAAUGCACUUACAGAAAUUUCGAGAGGAACUUUUGCCCGCAACUCCGUUUUGAAGUUAUUGAAUUUGUCGCACAACAAUAUCACACGUCUGGACGCGAACAGUUUCCGUGGGAUGCGGUUUUUAAGACGCUUGUUUUUGAGUGAUAAUAAAAUCAAUGAUGUUGGCAGAGGCACUUUCGGCUCCAUUGGAAAAAUUGGCACAAUUGAUCUGGCUAGAAAUUUUUUGAAAAAAGUUGAAUUUCAAAUGUUCUCACAACUUAAUUACGUCGAGCUUAUUGAUUUGGCUGAGAAUAACAUAACGAUCGUGGAAAAGCACUCCUUUAAGGAUAUCUACCAAUCAACAAUAAAUAUUUCACAUAACGCUUUGGAAAAAAUAGAGUCACUCGCUUUCGAAAAUUGUGUAAACAUUACAAUUUUGGACUUGUCUUUCAACAGGCUCACGAAUUUUUCGCGAAAUGCAUUUGAUCUCACCACAUUUGCAACGGAGUUCCAAGUCAGCUACAAUUUCCUCACAAAUUUAGCGCAGGUUCCUUUCCAAAAUAUGACCGGCAUCAAAGUUAUUAAUGCAUCGCAUAAUUAUAUUGCGGAGGUGCCGAAAAACUGUUUUCCAAAACUGUAUGAGCUGCACACCAUAGACAUUUCACACAACAACAUCUCAUUGAUUGCAAAUGGCGUCUUUCAGACACUCUUCUCACUACGUUUGCUGAACCUUAGCCACAAUAGCUUAACGGAGAUUAAGUCUUCAGUUUUUGGCACGCUUCCCACAUUGCUGGACAUGAAUCUCAGCCACAAUAAAUUAACAUCGAUUGUGCGUGGCGCACUGGCAAAGCUUACAAGUUUGCGCUUUUUGGACCUCAGCAAUAAUCAGCUCGAAAAACUCUUCCAGAUUCCAAUCUCCCUGAACGAGCUAAAUUUGGAGAGCAAUCGUUUAACUGGCAUACCAGCAAGCACUUGGCCCGUUAUGAAUUCGCUGCUGUUUUUGAACUUAAAUGACAAUCAAAUUGGAGAUUCAUUAUCAGCGCAAAGUUUCACGGGUCUGCUUGUGUUACAAAGAUUGAAGCUAAAUAAAAAUGGCAUAACCUUGCCACCGAUUGAAUGUCUUGCCGGCAUGUCGACACUGCAGUAUUUGCAAUUAGAGCAUAACAACAUAACAACGUUGGAUAAGAGUGCUUUCGGAAAGUUGCCAGUCCUGUUUGAACUUAAUUUACAUGCUAAUGGGGUUCAGGAUAUAAGCAAGCGCUCCUUCGAAGGCCUUUUGCAAUUGCUUACACUCAAUCUCUCCUCCAAUAACAUCAAAAGUAUACCAACAGACGCAUUUAUUGGCUUACCUUCGCUGAGGAAGUUGGAUCUGUCUUUUAACCAACUGUCAAAAUUGGAUAAUAAAACAAAUGGCGUACUUGAUGAUUUGCUCAGUUUAGAAGAGUUAAAUUUGAGCCACAACAAAAUAAGUUUCAUCACGAAAAAAACAUUCCCAUCCAAUCAAUAUAUACCGUACAACCUGAAGCGAUUGGAUCUUAGCUACAAUCAAAUGCCGGUGUUGACGUACGAUAUCACUUUCGGAACCAAAAAACUGUUGACUUUGAAUUUAUCGAAUAAUCAUAUAAACGAAAUCCGAAGAGGCGUUUUGGCAAAUUUUACGGAAUUACAAUCACUGGAUUUAUCCAACAACGAACUGACUAACCUUGCAUCCGAAGAGCAUGUAUUCGAUCUGCCGAAGAAUCUGACCAACAUCAAUCUGAGCAACAAUCAGAUAUACAAAAUCCCAAUUUCAAAUUUUAAAAAAGCCAUGCAAUUCGAAAACAUUGAUCUGCGCAACAAUAAAUUGCGCGACUUUCCGCAACUAUUAGUACUAAUGCUUCGCAACGGCACCAAUGUAUAUUUUGCUGGAAAUUCGUUGGAUUGCAGUUGUGCUGCGCGUCCACUAAAGCAUUUCAUGAUGGAAAAAUCAAAAAUAGACAAUGACUUAGAAAAUGUAGAGUGUAGUACGCCGUCGUUUUAUAAGAACCAGCGACUUAUGGAAGUGUUGGACGAGAAUUUGCAAUGCAUCUUAGAGGAUAGAGAUCUCUACAAGGGUGUAGCUUUCGAAGAGCUUUCAGAUGUACUGUUUCGAGAUAUUAAAGUCACUGAUUAUGGAAAUCUUACAGUACGUUUCUUUGUUACCGCUGCGAGAGAUAUAGCUGACUUUUUAAUUUAUAUUCGAAACAACGAAAACGAUGUCUUGUAUCAAGGAGAGGCAGCGUAUAAUGAGCGAACGCAUGAGAUCCGCAUCGAAACUAUUCGCGACAAGAUUAAAGGCCAAAAUGCGGAGAUAUGCAUAAUAUCCAAGGAUAGCAAUGGCAUAACGGGUCGUUGGUUUAGUGCACAGUGUACAAAUCUGCCCAAUUUGAAACAAAAACGUAAAGGCAUAUUCACGUUUACUUCGUAUAGUUCCGCUGAUCGUACAACAACGAAAGCUAUGCUAUCAAUAACCAUAUCCUGGUUAACGAUUGUUUUUUCCACAAUUGCGGUAAACACUCAAAUUUAACAACGGAUUUUCAACCACAUUAAUACCACAUUAAUGGAAUCCUCACUGCCAAACAAAUUACAUUCAUAUAUACAUACAUAUAUUAUUAUGUAUGUAUUAUUCUAUAGCAAAUAAUCAUUCCUUUUGUGAUAAUGUUUUUAACGAAUUUUAUUGAAUAAAGUUGAUUUUGUUUAAUUAUAUCAUUAAUGAA